GGCAAAGGUAAGGGUUUCGGGUUCCAUACGAUGCAGUGCAGCAGCAUUGGUUGCUACGUCAAUUAUCUGGAAUUUAAUACAGUAAAGUUAAAGCGUGAAAAAUCUGAUGAGUUAGAGACCUUCUUUGCGUCUGGAACUUGCUCAGUUUCCGCUCAUUAUGCAGCCACGAUGCUUGCUGAUCGCACUAUACCUGGUUCUAAGUCGUGGAAACUCUCAGGAAUUGGGCACUGGACUGUCGAUCCCUCAACUAACUGCGGCAGAUGUGCUGCCCAAUGGAAAACCUUAUCAAAUUGUGCGGGUCAUUGAGUAUCUGGUGCCAUACACCUAUGAAACAUCACCUAGACUAGCCCCCAGAGGACCUACAGUGAGUUACAGCCUGCCGGACAGCAAGGAGAUCAAACCCCCUCGAAAUGAGAGCCCCCUGACCACGAAGCCAACAAUUAGCCAUACGACAGUCAAACCAAAGACAGCCAAACACUUUCUGUUAAAGGUGAUCCAUGGCCAGGAGGUCAUUUGCAGUGGUGCUUUAAUCUCCACCCGCCUAGUGCUGACCUCCGCCCACUGCUUCAAUCUCUCGAAGGGGACCAAGUCACCCCAGGCUCGGGAGUAUAAGUUGCAGGCCAGUAAGAGUCGUAUCUAUGAGGUGUCUAACAUCAUUCUCGGCGAGAGCUCUAGUAAAACCGAAGACAUGGCUCUGAUGGUUCUAAAACUGCCCCUUAAAGAUGCCCUGAUCCAGCCAAUAGAACUUUGCGACGAACCGCUUCGGCCAAAGGACAAUGUCACCAUAUACAUGUCCAAGAGGAAUCUGCAGUUUCUGCGAACCAAUGUCAUCGCCAAUAGAAACUGCAAGGAGAGCUAUGCCAGCGAUGAGUUGGCCUUCAUCACGCAGACCAUGAUUUGUGUUCAGAAUUUAAACCGGAAGGCUGACUGUCGGACAAUCAAAGGGGACCUGCUGCUCCACAAGGAUCGUCUAUGCGGCAUUGAUAUAUACGGUCAGCACUGUUCAGAGGAAGGUCCCAAUGGAGAGCUAUAUGCGGAUGUCUUCAAGGCAAGACAGGAACUACAGCGUACAAUCAAGCGAUUUCAGGAUGACCAAUGAUCGUAAAACAUGUUUUUAACAAUUCUUUACAAAGAAGUUCCUAAUAUCUAAAGCAAGAUAAAGUUUAAAACAUUUUACCAUAUUUAUUUUCCUAAAAUUCCAAGUAAAUGCAAUAUUAAAUGGGAGCGGAAAUGAAAAAAAUAAUAUAAAAUGCACCCCAUGCUCACUUCAAUAAAUGGCAGAAGUUGUCAAAUAAA
This is a messenger RNA of Drosophila serrata, 1296 nucleotides long. It is a transcript of the gene intr, whose product is annotated as intrepid. The record is from RefSeq and is a predicted model, not a curated record. NCBI's taxonomy places the organism in Eukaryota, Metazoa, Arthropoda, Insecta, Diptera, Drosophilidae. Gene Ontology annotation, biological process: proteolysis. Gene Ontology annotation, molecular function: serine-type endopeptidase activity.